UCGGACUCGCCCAUCACUAAGAAUAAACAUAUGUUCUUGUUUGUGUUGUUUUCUAACUCGUUUAAAUUUUAAAUUAAAGAUAAAUUUAAAAGGAAAAAGAUUGCAGCAGUAAUAGGUAGCUGUAUACCAUUAAAAGGGCAAUAUGCAGGCUUCCAGUGAAAUAGUGGAAGAGGGAAAUCUCAGUACUUCUUGGUACCGUUGGUGUCGUCUAUGUGCAAAGGACGAUGCUGAAAACAUAAAUAUAUUCUUUAAGGACGAACAUAUGCUUACUUCCACUGAGAAUAAGGAACAAGUGGAACUUAGACUUGCCAUUGCGAUUGGGAAAUACUUUUGCGUACAAAUUACACAGGAUGAGCACCUCCCCAAACGGUUAUGCACGGAAUGCUUUUCUUUAGUGACUACUCUAGUUAACUUCAACGAACGUGUAGAAAAAGUUCAGCAAAUGUAUGCCUCGCUAAAAAAUUUAAAUGAUUUUAAAGAAGCAGAUUUCGAAGUACUGCGACUAAAAUACGGCGUAUUGGUUGACGAUAGACCACACCAGUUCACUUACCACCCUUUAGCAGAAACUCAUUUUUGUGAUGCUAAACCUAGAACAAACGGUUGUGAAGAAAACAGUUUCGUUGAUGAUUCUGAUAUAGAAGUUGUGCCGCUUGAAGCUCUCACCGGAAUCGAAGUAAAGAAGGAAGAUUCAACAAAUACUUUGCCAGUGACAGAUGAGGAUGUAUACGAUUUCGAGAACGAAGAAACUGCAGGGGAGGACCCUUUUGGCAGCGACAUUGAAUUCGAAGGCGAGAAAAUAUGCUGCGGACUUGAACAAAAUGUUGAAAAAUGUAACGGGUGUGAAGAUUCGACAGGCAUAUCAAACAAUAUAUGCCGAAUUGAAGAUAAAAUAAAGAAAAUUGAAGAAUCUAUUUUAUCAAAUAAAACCAAUCAAUCGAAAAGUAUUAAUCUAAAACCCGUUAGCUGUAAAAAUGAAAGUAUACUAAUAAAAGAACGGGAUGGAAAAGUAGAUUCGAUUGUUAAUGAGAAUGAAAACGGGUAUACCUGCAGCGAUUGUUCUCAGACUUUCAAACGAAUUUCAUUCUUCCGUUCGCAUAUGAAGCGCAAACAUUCAAAAGAUGAUGCAGUACCACGAUUUGUUUGUUCUGAAUGUCACAUUUCAUUUAACACACAAAGACAGUUGGAACAUCACGCAGUUAAGCAUUUACCAUUGACGAAACGGCGUAUAGAACCUUGCCCUUACUGUGAACAGAAGUUCCCCAGUAAAACUUAUGUCGCGCAGCACGUCAAGUAUGUUCAUAUGAAUGAGCGUUCCUUUAUUUGCGAAGAAUGUGGAGAGGCUGUGCGUUCAAAAGGACAGCUUAAACAGCAUAUGCUUACACACACUGAUUAUGCGCCUUUCGAAUGUGAAGUAUGUAAAAAAGGAUUUAAAAAUCAAGAGCGCUUGAAGAAUCAUAUGGAAACCCAUAAUCCGAAUAAGCACAUUUGCGCCGAAUGUGGUUUGCAAUUGAAUUCAAGGGCAACUUUAAAUCGUCAUUUACUGGUGCAUUCUGAUGUGAUGCAACAUAGGUGUGAUUAUUGCGGUCGAGCUUUCAAGCGUGCCAAGGCACUGAAAAAUCACCUAAUCCUUCAUACGGGUCUCAAACCAUAUUCCUGUGACUUUUGUGAUAAAACCUUCGCCAAUGGUUCGAAUUGUCGCACACAUAAGAGAAAAUCGCAUCCCGAAGAAUUAGCUGCACUAGAAGCUUCAGGAGAAAAGACAUAUACAAAAAAUAUACCAAAAUUGGCUGUACUAAAGUCCGUUACUCGCGCUGCUGAAAAUCUCGCGCCGGUUGUAUCCAAGCAAAGUGGAAACUUCGCCUUCGGCAAAAAGCCAAAACUUCCACCUGAUUGUGUUGGUACUGUAAGCAGCAAACAAAAGGCACGUAGACAAUCUGCGGCUUCAAAUGAGCUGGUCUGUAAAAAUAUAAAUCUCACAGGGCAAUCUCUUCAUUCUGAAGAACAGUCAGUUAGUCAGCAUAUUAAUGGAGACACUAUCGCAAGCACAAGAAACAUACCUACAAUCGAUAAUAUAUACAGUCACCUAGUGAAGCAAACGACUCCUACAAGUGAAAUUGCUUUUGUUUCUGGCAGCACAAUAAAUCCUACGCAUUUGGAUAUAAAACGAUCGCGUAGCGAAAAUCCAUCCCCAGCCAACAAUAGUUGCUAUAUUGAUAUUAAUGUAACAAAUUCCACCGAACGACACCAGCAUCACAUUUCCCAAGACAUACUUUUAGCACAACAACAGCCAGAAGUACCCAGUGCUGUUCAAAGUUUUUGCACCCAAUUUAUAAAACAGCAUAAAUUAUCAGUAGAACAGAAUCUCCAGCAAGACCAAAACUCUACACAUAGCCCAGAUAGUCAUAGGUCGCACCUCACAGAAGAACAUUCCCUUUCUACAGCAACUGGAACAAAAGUAAAUCACUUUUACUAUCAACAAAUACCGGACACAUAUUUGUAGAUUGCUUAUAAUGGAGGGCUAUCGAAGAAUAAAAUUCUCGCUAGCUUUUAGUGAAAAGUUGCUAAGUCCACUUUUUAUGAUAACUCAUAUUUGGAUAUAGGAAGCAAGGGAUCUACGUAACCG
Rhagoletis zephyria (snowberry fruit fly) is the source of this 2623-nucleotide messenger RNA. RefSeq names its product zinc finger protein 62-like. Gene Ontology annotation, cellular component: nucleus. The record is from RefSeq and is a predicted model, not a curated record. Gene Ontology annotation, molecular function: RNA polymerase II cis-regulatory region sequence-specific DNA binding; zinc ion binding; DNA-binding transcription factor activity, RNA polymerase II-specific. Lineage: Eukaryota; Metazoa; Arthropoda; Insecta; Diptera; Tephritidae. Gene Ontology annotation, biological process: regulation of transcription by RNA polymerase II.